This is a messenger RNA of Acanthochromis polyacanthus (spiny chromis), 3648 nucleotides long. RefSeq names its product LIM homeobox 1a (gene lhx1a). Gene Ontology annotation, molecular function: DNA-binding transcription factor activity, RNA polymerase II-specific; RNA polymerase II transcription regulatory region sequence-specific DNA binding. The transcript has 5 exons. Gene Ontology annotation, cellular component: nucleus. The record is from RefSeq and is a predicted model, not a curated record. Lineage: Eukaryota; Metazoa; Chordata; Actinopteri; Pomacentridae. Gene Ontology annotation, biological process: regulation of transcription by RNA polymerase II; neuron differentiation. Bases 797 to 2020 code for a protein of 407 amino acids.
UGUACUGGAGACCCAGCGCAUCCCAGCAUACGCACGGUACUGGAGACUGAGGGGCAUCCCAGCAAACACACUUACUACUCCCGCCUGCGCGUCCCGGCAUCCCCCCGCCAGCACGAGCCAAACAUCCAGGAUCAUCCGACAGAGCGAGAGGGAGAAGACUUUUGAAAUCUUUUGGUGUGUGAUUUUGUUUCUCGCCGGCUCUUCGCACCGUGGAUACGCUGCCAUGUUAAAGUACACUGAAUUAUUUAUAGACGUGCGUAUCUUCUUGUGUGACAGCUCUGCCCUAAAAGCAUUUUAUUAGACGCCUCUUCCAGCACUAACUGGCACACGACGCUCUUCUUCUCCGCCGAUGCGUCACAUCCAAGAGCGCCGGGACAACCCAACUGGCUCCGCUCUCCCCGCCUGAGCCGAUCGGCAGCUUUUCAGCCGAAAUCUGCAUCUGUGUUGAAUUUUGCUUCGGAUCCAUAAAAGGACUGAUUUAUUUUUCCCAGCUUUUGGCCUUUCUUCCACAGAGGACGCGGUUCCCAUCCCUUCCUGGUUCUUUUUUUUUCUUUCCUACCUCUUCCUUUUCUUUCUUUCUUUUUUAUUUGUUUGGAGGGGACGCUGACGCUUUUUACGCAUGCAGGGAGAAAUCUGUGGUGACACCUGAUCGACUGGCUUCUCCGCGCACAUUGACCCGGGAGCUCCAGGCAAAUCAGGGAGGGAGGAAGCAGAUACUCGGUCAAUGCUCGGCCUGUGCUGUUGAUUUUGUUUGUGCGUGUGCUUCAUCUGUGGGGGUUGUAGCCCAGCCAAAGCCAUGGUCCACUGCGCCGGCUGCGAGAGGCCUAUCCUGGACCGCUUUCUGCUCAACGUGCUGGACAGAGCCUGGCACGUCAAGUGCGUCCAGUGCUGCGAGUGCAAAUGCAAUUUGACAGAGAAAUGUUUUUCUCGAGAGGGAAGACUGUACUGCAAAAAUGAUUUCUUUAGGCGGUUCGGCACUAAGUGUGGCGGCUGUUCGCAGGGCAUCUCUCCUAACGACCUGGUCCGGAGGGCCCGGAGCAAAGUGUUUCACCUCAACUGCUUCACCUGCAUGAUGUGCAAUAAGCAGCUCUCCACCGGGGAGGAACUCUACAUCAUAGACGAAAACAAAUUCGUUUGCAAAGACGAUUACCUAAGCAACGCCAGUGUAAAAGACUCCAACCUCCUCUCAGUAACGGCAUGCAGCGAUCCGAGUUUAUCACCGGACUCUCAAGACCAGCUACAGGACGAUGUGGUCCUAAAGGACACGGAGAUCGCCGCCCUGUCCGACAAGGAGACGGUGAACAACGAGAACGACGAUCAGAACCUGGGAGGGAAGCGGCGCGGGCCCCGGACCACCAUCAAGGCCAAGCAGCUGGAGACGCUGAAGGCCGCUUUCGCCGCCACUCCCAAACCCACCAGACACAUCAGGGAACAGCUGGCCCAGGAGACUGGCCUCAACAUGAGGGUCAUCCAGGUCUGGUUCCAGAACAGACGCUCCAAAGAGAGGCGCAUGAAGCAGCUGAGCGCGCUGGGCGCCCGGAGACACGCGUUUUUCCGGAGCCCGAGGAGGAUGAGAACGCUGGUGGACCGACUGGAGCCCGGAGAGCUCAUCCCCAACGGGCCCUUCUCCUACUACGGAGAUUAUCAAAGCGAGUACUAUGGCCCGGGAGGAAACUACGACUUCUUCCCUCAGGGGCCUCCAUCAUCGCAGGCCCAGACCCCCGUUGAUCUCCCCUUCGUGCCCUCCUCAGGCCCCACAGGCACCCCCCUUGGAGGUAUGGACCACCCCUUGCCAGGCCACCACCCCUCCAGUGAGGUGCAGCGCUUCUCUGAUAUCAUGUCCCACCACCCGGGGGACUCUCCCAGCCCAGAGCCUGGCAUCCCGGGGCCCCUGCACAGCAUCUCCUCCGAGGUGUUCGGCCCUAGUCCACCCUUUACCUCACUAUCGCUGAAUGGCAGCGGAUACAACAACCACCUGUCCCACCCGCCCUCGGAAAUGAAUGAGGGCACCGUUUGGUAGCUUCUUGAGAGAGUGGACUCUACUGGCCAGAGAUUUGCUGAUGGAGGGUGGUGAGCUGUGGUGUUGUUGGGGGCUGGGGUCCAGAACAGGGACAUGGAUAUUGACAGGGUUAGGGCAACGCCAUUGACAUUUUUUUUCUUUGUUUCAGUUUUUUUUUUUUGUUGGUGUUUGGAUAUUUAUUUAUUUUCCUAUUUUAUUUGUUGCUUUUUUUGUGGUUAAAGCGUAUCCGGCAUAAAAAUUAUGCUCAAAAACAUUGUCUUCAGAAUUGUGUUUGGGUGUUUCAAUUGCUUCUCUAAACCCCUCCGCCCCUUAUCCGCCCUGCAUCCAAAAACUGGACUUCCCAAAAAAUAAAUGAAUAAAAAAUAAAAAACCUGGGUGAGACUGCUGAACUGAUCCCGAUCCACCCCUCUUUCUUUGGGCCCAUGACACACCCUGUCACCUCUCCUAAUUCCUGUCAGUGGCCUGGCGUAGCGACCAAACCCCCUAACGCUCACUGGUGAGGUUAAAGACAACCCUUUUGAAAUCUCCUAUAGUAUGUCCUGAACAUGAAAACAUCAUUAGCUACUGUCAAAGACUUCAAUAGCUUUACAGAGAGAGAAUAAAGGGGCCGAGGGUAGCUUGUGUGCUGACCUGGCACUGUAGGAAGGCUGAGCGGCGUUCAGACUAUGUCUGAGGCACUAGAUGUGCCCCUUGUAUUUAUUCAGAAGCUCCUCAGACCUCUUUGCCUCUCAAGGCUCUGCCAUAUUGACACUUAACCUUUUUCACACUAUGUUUCUGAAGGCCAGAGGAAAUGACAAACCGCCUGGACUAUUUGUUUGUUUUGGUUUCAGAAUUUCCACCAAACCUGAAGGAGGCCGCCUUCAAAAGGCAAACUAGUAAAAACCCUCUACGGAUUGCAAACCCUUUAUUUAAAAUGGAAGCGAACUUGAAAUGUUGGAAUGAAGUCUACCUUCUAAAAAUCUUCUACUGAGGUUCUAAAUGGGACUUAGAACAGUCAACUGUUUACGUAAUCUAUUUAAUUCAGGAGUCCAGAAGUCUCGAAAACCAUGUUUUAGAACCUCUCGAUCCAUAUAAAAAUGUUCCAAGCAACCAACCAAACUUUUGUAUUGAUUUCAUUUAUAUUGUAUGGAGAUAAAAACACAUUUGCUGGGGUUGUGGUUCACUGUGCUAGUUUGUACAAGAUGUUGUUUACAAAAAAAUUAAAAACGAUAAAAACAUAAGUAAAGUAGACAUUUGCCAAAUUAAAAAAAAAUAGCACAAAUACUGUUUAAGUGCUUUGCACCAUCAUCGCAGAACGUGUUGAGACGAAAUGUAAGUGUUAAAAGGAAUAAUUGACUUCCUAAUUUUUUUAGUCUGCUGACGAUACAUUCAUAAAAUUGUUAAUAUAACAUACUUAGACAGGUUUUAUUUUUGUGUCUUCAAAGAAGAAAAAUCCAAACUAUUAAAAAUUGAUGGUCAAAUAUGCAGCAAGUAGCUGCUACAUCUCUUUGAAUAUCAAGCCCUCAUGGUAUGUCUUUUAUUGUUCAAAUAAACCUAAGCUUAUGUGACCUCCAGUGCAUAUUAGACCAUUCACUGUAUAAAUACAACAUGUUGACGAAAAUGUGUUUCUAAUAAAACUAGAAAAUAUA